Messenger RNA from Linnemannia hyalina, 1779 nucleotides. NCBI's taxonomy places the organism in Eukaryota, Fungi, Mortierellomycota, Mortierellomycetes, Mortierellales, Mortierellaceae. The record is from the annotation of a GenBank genome assembly.
AUGACCCAAUUGAACUCUGCAUCCUCAACAACAGACCUUACAGCAACAACAUCAGGGACAACAACCCCCGCAGGCACAGACCCAACUGGCUUAUUCUCUCAUACCAACACCUCCACAGCUGCUCCUUCUGUCAGCCCUGUCCAAAAUCCUCCCUCUGUCCAUAUGUCGUCCCCUCCUCACAAGCCCAGAUUCACCCGCUCCCCUACGCCAUAUACCCUCCAGGACAUGGACAAGGACAUGGACGACAGCGGGGAUAACCAUCAGUCGAAAUCAUCUCUCCAGAGAAGCUCUUCUGCGGCGACUGAUAUCAAUCUCAUUCCUAAUUCCAUCAGCAAUACCAGCAGCAGCAGCAGUACCACCAGCCACCACAGUUCUAAUAUCAGCAACAGCGACAGUGGGAUGAAGAGCUACACCUACCUCGAAAACGACGACAACAACAACACUCCUUCCAGCAGCAAAGAUAAUAAUAACGACUACAAGAAACCAACAGCUGGGUGGACGCUCUUUGCGCAAUUGGCCAAGAUGACGCCCGAGGAGGUGGAGUUGAUCCGACUGACAAAGGCCAACACUGCAGCCAACAAGCAAAUAUGCGCUGUGCCUGUCACGCUUGAUCCUACUAUUGUUGUCCAGUCCAACUCCAGCAGCAGCAGCAGCAGUAGCGUCGGAUCAUCCGAAACCUUAUCAAGAAAGUCGUCCCUGUCACCGCCAAAGUCUGUCCAGAUCGACGAGUCCAAGAACAUAGUCUUUUCUUACCGAUCUAGCUCCUCCAUUGAAAAGGACUAUAUUCCUAUAAUGGACGAAGACACCUACAGUCGCCUUUCCUCACGAGAUAUUGUCGACUGGAAUCUCCCGUACGUGGGGUACGCCGAUUACAAAAAUCGAAUCCUCUCCCAGAAGAGCUUUAGCAACACCGCUGUCUCCUCCUCGCCGCCUUCAUCUACUUCGUCUCCCUGGUACCAGUCUGCAUCUGUCGAGAACAACAAGGGGUCAUCAUCAUCGUCAACUCUAAGCCCAAGCUCGAGCAGCUGGACCCCUGAGGCAGGCGGUUCCUUGGACAGCGUCCUCAGCGAUAACGGACCCAACACACUUGCGAACAUUGCUUCCAGCCUUGAUACCCUCUGGUCUCCGCCUAUGCUUCGUCGUACAUUCUCAGAAGUCUCGUCUGCGAGAAGGGGUCCCAGAUCUUCCCUCUCUGUAACUGGCAGUUCUGCUGGUGCUGCGGGUACUAGUGAGGGUAAGGAGUCUAGAGUUCGGAGAGUCCCGGUGCUGCGACGUCAAGCGUCGAUGCCCUUAUUGGAGUACGAGAUGUCGGAAGAGAGCUCCUUCUUGGAGCAGCCGCCAGUCUGGAGCCCCUCCCUCUCUCAGCCUCAGGAAUCGGUAGCGAAGGAACCUAUGGAUGAUACUGCUACUCUUGCCUUUCAAGAAUCCGCCACGACAGCUCAGAGCGAAAGCAACGAGGCUGCCAUGAUGGAAGUCGAACCUGAGGUUCCAGCCGAUACCCUCACAACCCCAGGAACACCUACGACACCAGCCUUUGGAUCGACCCGAGGCAGCAGGGGUGUCAUCCGUCGACAUGACACGCGCCAGCUGCACCACCCCUACCGACGACGCGUUCCAAGUACUACCGCGUCUCAAGACGGAUCUGUCGACGAGUCUAUCCUUCACCUCCCUGCGCAAUUCCGUCGAUCCGCUUCAUUUUCUGGAACCACUAGCACGCCACAAGCACAGCCUGCCCUUCGUCGCGAGGCUUCUACCACGGCCUACAUGGAUAUUCUGUAA